Nematolebias whitei (Rio pearlfish) is the source of this 2207-nucleotide messenger RNA. Its product is annotated as zinc finger protein 239-like. Gene Ontology annotation, molecular function: RNA polymerase II cis-regulatory region sequence-specific DNA binding; DNA-binding transcription factor activity. Gene Ontology annotation, biological process: regulation of transcription by RNA polymerase II. The coding region runs from base 193 to 2028 and encodes 611 amino acids. The transcript has 3 exons. Lineage: Eukaryota; Metazoa; Chordata; Actinopteri; Cyprinodontiformes; Rivulidae. The record is from RefSeq and is a predicted model, not a curated record.
UAUGCGACUUAGCUUUAGCGUCCAACGGACCGUCUCUACUUUUUGUCGAUUUACAAACUUUCUGUAACUUUUGGAGUAAAUCCAACUUCUUGAGUUCGGCUCAGUAACUGUUAAAUGAAACUUUAGCUCAAGGAAAGCUAACAGAUGUGGAGACAACAGGCUAAAUAAGGACGGGAAGCUGCAGCGGAAGAAAUGUCGGAGUUUCUGAACAAGACGGGCCCAGAUCAUGAAGAGGAACUGUCUCGUUUAAAAGAAAAAAUGCAACAAAAUAAAAUCCUGGAUGCUGUUUUGAACCCCAGAGUUCUUCUGCACAGAUUAGUGGUCCCUGCUGAUGUUCAUCAGACGGUGCUGAUUAAAGAAGAAGCUCCUGAAGAAUGGAGUUCUGGUGUGGACCAGAAGGACACAGAGACCCUCAACAUAAAGGAGGAAGAGGAGGAACUGAGGAUCAGUCUGGAUGUAGAGCAGCUCAGUGUGAAGGAGGAGACUGAUGACACCAGGUUCUCCUUCACUGCAGUUCCUUUGACGAGUGAGGAUGAUGAAGAGAAACCUCCGUCCUCUCAGCUUCAUCAGCACCAAGUGGAAGAUGGAGAUCUUCCAACCAGCAGCUCAGCUGACCAGAUGAAAGCAGCAACUGGUGGAGAAGAUUGUGGAGGAUCAGAAAUAUCAAGGCUUCUGGAAAAAUCAGCUGCAGAUUAUGAAGAGAAACAUUCGUAUUUAAAGGAAAAGGAGCAACAAAACCAAAUCCUGGAUGCUGAUUUCAGUGACAACGUUCAUCACUACAAAUUAGUGUUCCCUGCAGAUGUUCAGCAGAUGAUGCUGAUUGUAGCAGAAGGUUCUGAAGAAUGGAGGUCUGAUGUGGACCAGAAGGACACAGAGCUCUUCCAUAUGAAACUUCAUGAGCACCAAGUGGAAGAUGAAUAUCUUCCAACCAGCAGCUCAGCUGACCAGAUGAAUGCAGCAACUGUUGGAGAGGACUGUGGAGGAGCAGGAACUACCAGGAACUCGGAUCUAAAUACUCGUGAAGGUGAUUCCAGCUCUUCAGCGACUGACGUCAGUGAGGAUGAUGAUGAAUAUGUAAAUGAUACUGAGUCUCAGAUUAAAGACUCUUCAGACUCUGGAUCAGAACCUGAAGACCAUGACAAAGACUGGAAGGAGAGCAGGACUCCUGAGUGGGGUGUAAACACUGUCAACAAAUCUUGCAGCUUCUCUGCGUGUGAUAUACAAUUUCUCCACAAGAAGUCUGUUCAGAGAAACAAGACAGGUCAUUCGAGAAUAAAUUCAAGUUGUUUAGUUAGUGAGAAAUGUUUUAGAGGAAAGAAACCUGGAGACUCAAACAAGAAUUGCCAGUCAAGACAGAAAUCAUCUAGUUGUGAUGACUGUGGAAAAAAAAUUAACAGAAAAGCUCAUUUAAACAUACACAUGAAAAUCCACACAGAACAGAAACCAUUUGCUUGUGGUGUUUGUGGACAAAGGCUUGGACAUAAAUCUACUUUAAAGAUGCACAUGAGAAUCCACACAGGACAGAAACCAUUUGCUUGUGAUGUUUGCGGACAAAUGUUUAGACAGAAGCCACAUUUAAACAUGCACAUGAGAAUCCACACAGGACAGAAACCAUUUACUUGUGAUGUUUGUGGACACAAGUUUAGAGACAGGUCAACUUUAAAUGGUCACAUGUUAAUCCACACAGGACAUAAACAAUUUGCUUGUGAUGUUUGUGGACAAAGGUUUGGACGGAAGUCAACUUUAAAUAGACACAUAACAAUCCACACAGGACAGAAACCAUUUGCUUGUGAUGUUUGUGGACAAAGGUUUGGACAGAAGUCACAUUUAAACAUGCACAUGAGAAUCCACACAGGACAGAAACCAUUUACUUGUUAUGUUUGUGGACACAAUUUUAGAGACAAAUCAACUUUAAAGUGUCACAUGAUAAUCCACACAGGACAGAAACAAUUUGCUUGUGAUGUUUGUGGACGAAGUUUUGGACGGAAGUCAACUUUAAACAGACACAUGACAAUCCACACAGGAUAGAAACCAUUUGCUUGUGAUGUUUGUGGACAAAGGUAUGGACAUAAAUCUACUUUAAGGAUACACAUGAGAAUCCACCCGUGACAAAAACCAUUUGCUUGUCAUGUUUGUGGACAAAAGUUCAGUCAAGUGUCAAAUUUAAACAAACACAGGAAAGUCCACACAGGAAGAAAAUAAUGUUU